Molecule: messenger RNA, 3918 nt
Organism: Pangasianodon hypophthalmus (striped catfish)
Lineage: Eukaryota; Metazoa; Chordata; Actinopteri; Siluriformes; Pangasiidae
Product: adhesion G protein-coupled receptor F5-like
Exons: 14
Coding region: 381-3299 (972 amino acids)
Biological process (GO): cell surface receptor signaling pathway; G protein-coupled receptor signaling pathway
Cellular component (GO): membrane
Molecular function (GO): G protein-coupled receptor activity
Source: RefSeq, a predicted model, not a curated record
CAACAACUGCUGCAACAACAACCACCACAACUACACCCACUACAUCCAUAGCCAACACAACAGCUGCUGCAACGACAAGAAACACGACUACAACCACCGAAACUACACCCACUACAUCCACAGCCAACACAACAGCUGCUGCAACGACAAGAAACACGACUACAACCACCGAAACUACACCCACUACAUCCACAGCCAACACAACAGCUGCUGCAACGACAAGAAACACGACUACAACCACCGAAACCACACCCACUACAUCCACAGCCAACACAACAGCUGCUGCAACGACAAGAAACACGACUACAAUCACCGAAACUACACCCACUACAUCUACAGCCAACACAACAGCUGCUGCAACGACAAGAAACACGACUACAAUGACCACAACCACAGCAAACACAACAACCACCACCAGCACCACACCAACAACAACAACAACAACAACAACGACCACUACCACAACUACAACCACUACAACUACAAUCCCCACAACCACAGGCAACCGUGUAUUAAGCUUCUCACUGACAAUAAAUGAAGAAUUUGACUUUGACCUUACCCAAAAAAGUAGUACAAAAUACCAAACAUAUGAAACAAAAAUUAAGAAAUCAAUUGAUAAUAGUUACAGAAAUGUACCUGGAUAUCAGCCCAACUCUGCAACAGUUAUUGGUUUCAGGUCUGGCAGUGUGAUUGCAGACUUCAGUAUUACUGCAACAAGUAAUAACCUUAGUUUGGCUUCAGCAAACCAACAGCUUGCCAGCAAUCUCCGUUCAGCUGGAUUGGAAGUGAUUGAGUCAUCAAUCAGUCAAAGUGUGGAAGGUGAACUAAUUUCAGUCCAGGGCAAUAUAUAUCCUGGGACAAAUCUCACACUGAAAUGUAAACUUCCAGUGAAUAAUGGCAUAACCUGGACCUUGAAAGGGAAUAAAUUACAGCCAUCAGAUAAAUAUGUAAUUAAUAACACUGAACUCACUGUAAAGAAUGCCACUCCCAGUGACAAUGGUCAAUAUGCAUGCACAACUACAGUAAACUCUCUGCCCUAUGUUAUCUGGCAAACCAUUACAAUUCAGUCAUACCCCAAUAUCCAAGUGAGCAGUGACAAAGUUGUAAAAUGUGAGGAUACAAAAAUCACACUGGAGUGUUGUGUUCAGGUGGUUUAUCAAGUAGAAUGGAAUGACCCUGCAACCUGCGGCUCAACUUCAAAAGGAGGCUGCAUAUCAUGUGACUAUACAAUUAAAAAAGAGGGCUGCCAGACUAAUGAGCAAGUAAAACAGGUCACAUGUCAACUAAAACAACCUAUCAGUGGAAGUAGUUACAACUCAAAGAGCAUCAAAAUAAAAGUCCUGAACCAAGAAUUUACCUGCUCUGACAGUGUAUUUGGAGCUGGAAAUCUGGGAGAUAAACAUACUGGUGACUGCAGUGGAGACAUGGUUGGCUAUCAAGUAGCUCAGUGUAAUUCAUCAAAGCUUUGGAACCCCAUAGAAGACUACUGUGUUCUGCGCGUCUUUCGAUAUUUAAAAGAUGAAACUCAGAAUUUACAGGUAACAGACAUCCCGCAAUUUAUGGCCAACCUCAGCAGUAAUGCUACGUUACAGACUGAAAACAUUAUUGACUCUCCGACAACCAUAACAACAAUAGUAGACAUACUAACAGUCAUUUCAAAUCUCUCACAAACAAUAGUCAUCAGUCAAACCAUUAUGACGGAUUUCCUAAAAACAACCGACGUCAUUGGAACAGAAGGUACAUCAGACACAUGGGUGUAUUUAAACACAAACAGUACAACAAUGAAUACCAGUAGUAUACUUCUGGACUCGACUGAGCGCAUGGCACGCAGACUCCCGAAUGAAAGUCUAUCAAUAACAACAAACUUCACUUCUCUCACUAAAACUUCCAUUACUGCCCCCUUUUCUGGAACAUUUGGAAAAAAUUCAACUACCCAUAUAAAAAUUCCAGUGACUAGUGCACAGACAUUCCUCACAGUGAUAAUUUCUUCAGCUCUUAACAAUAUCUUACCUGUUAGAACACUGACCUACAAUGACAGCAAUCAGACUGGCACCAGCAUCAAUGGAGAUGUAGCCCUAAUUGAGACAAACACAACAAUUAACAAUAUCUCCCUUUCUUUUGAUGUCAAAAAUAAGACACUUGGAAAACCUCAGUGUGUCUUUUGGAACUUUAGUCUUCUGAAUGGUGUUGGUGGAUGGGACUCGACUGGAUGUCAACUAAAGACACUGGGGAAUGAAAUCGAAAGAUAUACAUGUGAGUGCAAUCACACAACCUCUUUUUCAAUCCUGAUGUCACCAUUUUCCCUGGAUAAAGGCUUUACCAUAAUCUUAGAUUAUAUAACUUACAUUGGUGUGGCCAUUUCAUUGGCCAGCUUGGUUUUGUGCCUCAUCAUUGAAAUCAUUAUAUGGAAAUCAGUGACAAGAAACGACACAUCCUACAUGCGCCAUGUCUCCAUAGUCAACAUUGCUGUCUCCCUUCUGAUUGCAAACAUAUGCUUCAUCAUUGGAGCAGCUGUUGUUAACCAAGGAGAGGGUCCCUGCAGUACAGCAACAUUCUUCAUGCACUUCUUUUAUCUUGCCCUUUUCUUCUGGAUGUUGCUGUCAGCACUCUUGCUCCUCUACCGCACCCUCAUGGUCUUUUCCAGAAUGACCAGAGGAGCAAUGAUGGCUAUAGCCUUCACUGUUGGCUAUGGAGCCCCGCUAAUCAUAGCUGUCAUUACUGUGGCAUCUACAGCUGGAAGCAAAGGAUACAUUCAAAAAGAUUAUAAUUGCUGGCUAAACUGGAAUAAAACGAAGGCCCUCCUGGCAUUUGUGAUUCCUGCUCUGACUAUUGUAGCUAUAAACCUCCUGGUGCUUAUUGUGGUUCUGUGUAAGAUGAUGAGGAGAGGAGUUAAUGCUUCCACUCAGCCAGACGAAAAACAUCCCCUAAUGGUCAUUGCUAGAUGUGUGGCGAUUUUAACACCUCUCUUUGGUCUAACGUGGGGAUUCGGCAUUGGGACCAUGGUGUCACCGAACUUUGGGAUUCAUGUGGUGUUCGCAUUCCUUAAUUCACUGCAGGGUUUCUUUAUUUUGGUGUUUGGAACAUUACUGGACAGUAAGGUGCGAGGAGCAUUGGCAGGAACGUUUUCACUGAGGAACUUAAGCUCUAACCGCACCAGGAGUACGAGUGCAGGACCAUCAUCCUCAAGUGGAUUUCCUUUCAUUCAGAGGUUACGGCAGAGAAAUGUGUACAAUGUAUCGAACAGCGGCGUUAUGUCUUCAACUGCAAGCAAUUCAUAUUCAGCUGUUGACAAUAGCUAAUACAUCCAUAUUAUAAGAUAAAUAAAAAAAAAUACUACUAAAGCACACAACAGUUGAUUUCAGAAUGAUGUAUAAGGAAUGAAUUUAGAAUUGCUUUAAUAAAAUUAUCAGUAUAAUUGCUUGUACAGUCAAUAUGCCUUUUUGAUAUACACUAUAUCCCCAAAAGUACAUUAUAUCACCAAACAUCCCAUUCCAGAUUUAGUCUAGCUUUGUUGUUAUAAUAACCUUCACUCUCCUGGAAAGGCUUUCCACACGAAGUCCCUGUGCACAAAGCGAGGUCCACGAAGACACAGUUUGCGAAGGUUGGAGUGGAAGAACUCGAGUAUCCUGCACAGAGCCCUGACCUCAACCCCACUGAACACCUUUGGGAUGAAAUAAAUUUGGAAUGAGAUGUUCAAAAAGCACAUAUGGGUAUGAUUGGUCAGGUGUCCACAAACUUUUGACUAUAUAGUGUAUCUACAACCAGUCAGCUGUCAACCCCCAUCAUUCCUGGCUGAUGUUUUUACCCAAACAACAUUACCACAGUAACACAGUACUGUCUACCAUAUCACAUAUUUUGGUAGAAAAUGUUUUGAUGUAAACAAAUUACUUAACAGAUUUUGCAAUUUAUUUGCCUCAC